Molecule: messenger RNA, 273 nt
Organism: Echinostoma caproni
Lineage: Eukaryota; Metazoa; Platyhelminthes; Trematoda; Plagiorchiida; Echinostomatidae
Source: the annotation of a GenBank genome assembly
AUGUCUCCAGCUCCUAGUCUGUCGUCUGUUAAUCAGCCACUUUUCCGCUCUGGCCUAGGCUCCAUUGGUAGCGCUAGUAAUCACCUGGUGUCCAGUACUAUUUCAACCGUACCCGCGAGCGGUGGUGGACUGAGAGCAUUACGAGGCGGUGAUGUGGUAUUCCGCGCUUCCACUCACACGACCGGAGGUAAUUUGACUAUGCGACGCAAACCACUGGGUACCAGCGGAUCGGGACUGAUGCUAAGCGAGGCGAGGCCUAUGGGUUCACGGUAG